AUGAGACGUAAAAAUGAGAAUAUUUAUUUUCUUUCUUUCCUCACUACACUUGCAGAAGAAUUAAUAUCUGAAGGUAUACAAAAUACAAGCUUACCAUUACCAAAACAAGGCCUUCAAGAAAAAGAAAAUUAUAUAGUGCAUCAUCAUUACAUCUUCCUGUGGAGGGAUCAACAAGAAGAAGAUCCACUAGAUGUUCUGAAGAGAAAAAACAAACAAGAACAAAACUCUUUGCGAGGAGUGCAAUAUUCCAUUGUGCAAGUUCUGUUUCAUGUUGUAUCAUACCAAGUAGUUAUUUAG
Acanthoscelides obtectus is the source of this 297-nucleotide messenger RNA. Lineage: Eukaryota; Metazoa; Arthropoda; Insecta; Coleoptera; Chrysomelidae. The record is from the annotation of a GenBank genome assembly.